AAUUUUAUCAGCAAUAUUUCUCUCUCUGUCUAUAGGGAAGACAGCUACGCUUAGAGGAGAUGAAGAAACCCAAAAAUGCUAUGAAAAUAGCCAGGAAAUUAAGGCAAUACCAUGAGAUGUGCUUACCUUUGUGUAAGGAGCCAAGAUGGAUGUGGGAAUUUAUGACAAAGUUGUUAGAAGACAUUGACAGCAUUGCUAGUAAUGAUGGAGAUAUACGUGAUAUUUGUACAAAAUAUGAUCUUCACAAASAACUUGAUGAUGUGAGAAAAUAUAUUGAACCCCAACAAUAUCCUGUUGUUUUUUGCCACAAUGAUCUACAGGAAGGCAACAUUCUUGUUAUUCCACAACAAGCAGACAAUGCAGGACAGGAACAGUAUGAUUUCCAGUUUAUUGACUUUGAAUACAGUGCUUAUAACUACAGAGGAUAUGACAUUGCCAACCAUUUCUGUGAAUGGAUAUUUGAUUAUACCAAGAAAGAGCCUCCAUAUUUUACGGCAAGUGCUCAAGAUUUUCCAUCUAAAAGUGAACAAUUAAUCUUUAUCAAAGAGUAUCUUGGUAAGUCAAAGAAUUGCCACAUCAGCAUUGAUGAGGAAGCKAUCUUAGAAGAAGUUAAAAGAUUUACUAUGUUAUCUAACCUGUCAUGGGGGAUGUGGAGUAUUGUUCAGACUAAAAUGUCAACAAUUCAAUUUGGGUAUUUGGAGUAUGCAUUAGCAAGACUCGAGUUAUAUUUUGAACAGAAAAAAAUUCUAGGUUUAUGAAGAUAUGCCCACUAAAUUCGAAUAUAUAUUUUGAGGUGCAAAUAAGGAAUUGUGAUGUCAUUAGUAUUCAAARUGAGCGUAAAAGCACAAGUGAUGUAAUGAUUUUUAAAAAUAACACAACACUUUUAAAUUUCAAAGACAUGUUUCGACUUUC
Messenger RNA from Exaiptasia diaphana, 912 nucleotides. RefSeq names its product choline/ethanolamine kinase. Gene Ontology annotation, molecular function: ethanolamine kinase activity; choline kinase activity. Gene Ontology annotation, cellular component: cytoplasm. Lineage: Eukaryota; Metazoa; Cnidaria; Anthozoa; Actiniaria; Aiptasiidae. Gene Ontology annotation, biological process: phosphatidylethanolamine biosynthetic process; CDP-choline pathway. The transcript has 7 exons. Bases 60 to 758 code for a protein of 232 amino acids. The record is from RefSeq and is a predicted model, not a curated record.